GAGAGCUGUAGUUUCUGCCUCUCUAUCCCGUAAUUGAAUUUUUAGUAAUUUUACCGUUUUUUGUGAGUGUGUUCCACGUGAAGUAAGGUUGUCUUGUUAUGCAGAUUACAGAUGCAUGGCCAUCUAAAAGAGUGAACACGAUGAAGUACCCAUCUAGAUUGUUAGUGGGAUGUAUUUGCCUUAGUCUGAUGUUUGUGACUACAUCCUUGGUCCAAGCAAACAUCGUGUCUUCAUAUCUUGACCCAUCAAAAGACUGCGGAUGGACUUAUGACAACUACAUAACUUUUGGUGUUCUGAGAAUGGCAAAUCCUCCCUCCCACAACGGCUCCAAUGUCUCGUGCGUUUUCAAUUUAUCCACAACUCCUGGAAGUUACUUUAAGCUCACCAUUAACAAUUUUUCUCUGGGUGGCUCUGAUGUUUGCGGAGAAAACUCAGAGAAAGUGUCGGUGGAGUUUGACCAAGACCCACGAGUUCCCCAGCACUGGCCAGACAGGAUCAGCUGGUGCGGGAAGAAGAGGCCGGACGUCAUGUGGCUUCCAAGCACCGUCAAGAUUGUAUACAACACCGGCCUGAACGGGCGAGGAGAGGGGUUUGAGAUGACUUUUGAAGUUAUUUCUAAAGACAGACAAGAUUUCUGUGAUGGGUUCUCACGAUUACAGAUCGACAAGAAACAUGGAAAACUGCUGUAUGCACCAGGUUACCCGUUUGAGAUGAUAACUCCCCUGAAAUGUAACUGGACUCUCACCACUUCUUCUGGAUAUGGGAUGGUGGUUCGGGUCUUGGCCCUUGGUGCUAAGACAGACUAUAGAAGUUGUUUCAAGGAUUACCUUAAAGUAGGAGCCAAGAAGUUUUGCGAUUUUGUUACGUUUGGGACUGAAAAUAUUUACAUUAAAGAGAUGUCUACAACAGUAGAGUUGAGCAUUUCUAAAUUUGGAUUUGAAUCUGGCUCUCAACAAGAGAUGGUACUUGACGUUUCAUCUGUACUGAAAUCGUCACGCUGCAGUGAUGUGUACCACUACUUUUCUGACAUUGUCCUGACAGAAGCUGUUGUUUUAGAAAUGGAUAAGCAAAGUAGGAAAACCUCCUGUGAAGUGAGGUUUGAUUCAGGAUCUGAUGAUAAAGUCAUUGAAUAUAAUUUGCUAGCCCCUAGUACUAUGAUAUCACUUUUGUGUAAACGUCGGUUUUUCUCGCCUUCGAUGAUUUUCUAUCUUGAAGAUGACGAUGGUACUGUUUUUAAUGUAUGCUCCUUCUCUAUGAAAGUGUUUCGUAGUUCCGGUCGACGGUUAGUUUUCACUUUAAGACGUUACCGGACAUAUAGUUUUGCAGACAUAAUUGCUUCUUUUCAAGCUGUGGACAAGUUUCCUCUUCCAAGACUCCUAUUGUCUUCUCUGUCAUCAGCUGUACACAUUCCUCAAGCUUUUUUGGCUUCCGAGAGAGAGCGAGAGAGAGAGAUACAUUUGCAAUUAGGGCUGACUCCUUACAUCAUUGAAAAUAGUCGUGAUGCUGUCACUGCUAUUAAGAUUUUCAACAACAACUGGACCGAGGAACUCACUCCUGCUAAUAUGUUAAAAAUGUUCAACGGUCCAAAUGUUGACUAUUUUGAACUGACCAAAGACUGUAAUGGUGACCCUCGAAGUGAAAAGACUCUCUACAGUAAAGGAACCUGGCUGGUUACGGUACAGAUAUUAGCUGAUCUCAUCAUGCCUGAUGGCUUUUGGCUUGUGGUUUUGCCUGUGAAAUUCAAACCGUUAUACACAAACUCGUUGAAAAACAAUGUAAUUGAGUUGAAAAAACAUGCCCUGCCUUUUGGAAAGAACCUCCAUUGUUUUUGGAAAGUGUCCAACAGUUCAAAUACAUCUAUUCAAAGUGUGAAGCUGGUGAGGAGUGAUGAUGGUGUGCAAUACGAAAUUUCUGAGCUUUUGGCUAGUGGCAAGAGACGAAACCCUCCUCUCAUAGCAGCCCCUUCACACAAUGAAUCACAAUCCUACUGGAUCUAUUCAUUGCAUAACAUUGAAGUAUAUGUCAGAAUAUUGCCAGAUCCCACGCAGACAACAAGAAAUGAAUAUUUUCUUGCUCAAUAUAAAGUCAUAACAUCUCCAGCUUCUGUUGCAGAGACAUCCUCUUGUCUUGGCACAGAGCUCCAUGCUGAACAAGCAACAAAGACGGCAUCUUCCCCCAGCUACCCUAACUAUAUCAUGACAGAUCUUCAAUGUGAAUGGCGUAUUAAGAAGCGUAACACACAUCCAGGAAUUUCUGUUGCUUUUAGAGAGCUGCCACAAUGUGAAAAGUCUUCUUCAGAUGUUUACAUAAAAGUAAAUAGUCAAAACUUGUGUGGAAAGGAAGUGUUUUUUCGAACGUAUGAGAGCGAUGAGGUGAAAGUAGAGCUAUCUUCCGGUCACAGCCUUGGCAGUUUGCCUGGAUUUUCAUAUACAUAUCGAUCGGUGUAUCCGUCUGUUUUCAGAAGUUGUAACGAAACCUUUCGGCUCAGUAGUUCUGCACCUAUGAAAAGGAUAGUUGAACAUUUAAAGCCGGAAUUCUUUAGUGGCAGUUUGUCUUGUUGGUGGCGCAUCACUGCCCCAUCGCCUGAUUCCUUAUUCAGAAUGGAAAUCCACAACCUCUCUUUUGGACAGAAGAGAGACUCAAUUGAUUGUACAAAUGAACUAGAGUUAAGGGAUGCAGAAUCCCACAAGUUUAUUUAUAAUAAAUGUGAUGACAGUGAGCAAAAUAAAUUAGUUCGUCAUAGUUUUUCUCAACAUUUAUUAGUUUCUUUGCAUUUGGGAGAGGAAUUUGAGCAUGAUUUUUUCAUGGAUAUCACCUUCACAGCGGUUAAAAACACUGGAUGUGAAGGGGUUACAAAAACCCUUAAUGCUUCUCAAGAGGAAAAAACAUUUGAAUGGAUGUUCAAGAAUUCGGAUUGCACCUGGAAGAUAGCUGCGCCCUCGUAUGAGUAUAAGAGUGUUGAAGUAAAAGUUGUUGAGCUCUCAUUAAAUCCUAACGGAAUUCUGCAAUGUGGAACUCAACUGUUGCUGUCAAAUAGUAAGUACUUCCAUUAUUCCGACUCUCAUACUUUAAACUGUGACUCCCAAAACAUCCCGUAUGUUUUCACUAGUGAAAGGCAGUUUGUAUAUGUUCGAGUCAAACAUAUUCAUCAUAGUGGAAGUGAUUCCCAAGGUCUUGGAUUCAGAUUGGAAUAUCGUGCAUUAGGAUACGAGUCAAAUGACUCCUCUGACUCCUCUUCAAUAAAAAAAAUAAUUGGUGGUGUUACUGGAGUCGCCAUGGUCUUGCUUAUUUUCACAUGUGUAUGCGUAUGCAUCGUGAAAAGACGUAAGGCUAAACGAGAACAGAGGUUGCAAGAGAGACAGAAUCGUAACAUCACAACAAUAAGCACAAAUGAUAACUUUUCCACUGGACUCGCACCAUUCACCAAUAUUGUUCCAUACAGCGCAGCUGCAACAAGAACUUAUGUUUCUCGUGAACACUUUCAGGAAGAACAAUUCCCAGAACACCAACAAUACUCAGGAGCUCGUUUUCAGGAAGAACAAUCAGAUGAAGCACAUCCCUUGCAACCUAAUCCGUAUUCAGAAGCUCCACCAAGCUAUGAAGAAGCAACGGAGAGAGAUAGCCAUAACCCAUCUGUCUGGAGCAGUGCUGCAAACAGUCACAGAGAAAUAAUGAAUGAAGGGCCGCCACCUGAGUACAGUCCUUACAUGCCUGGAGGUCCUUUAGACCUCCAACAUCACCAGACUGAAGUUUAAUGUUGGUAUUGAAAUGCAUAUUUGGAAAUGUUGCACCAAAAAGUGAUAAUUUCAUUUUCAGUGAUUCCAGUAGUUCAUAGUACCGUAUUGAUGGAAGGAUCACAUUGCAUCUCAAUUUUUUACUCUCCAGGAGGUUUUUUGUAUUCUAAUUUUUUUUUCUACUAAAUGAACAUUUUUAUGAGCUAAUUGUCCUACGUUGGCCGAGGUGAGAAGUGCCAAAUGAUUUAAAACUAAUGUUAGUUUAACCUUUGUCUUAUCGAAACCAUGUUUACCAAGAGUAAUUGUUUUUUUAGCACUUCGGCCAGGAAAGGGUAGAAAACUUAAAAUGGGUACUAUUUCUAUACUCAGUCAUUUAAGAUCAACAAUUUUUUUUUUUACUGUACCCCCCAGUCCACUUUUCCUGUUUUGCUGCAUGUGAAGUCUUUUUGAUAGCCUACUUUUUUCUUAUUUAUGAUUGAACAAUACGUGUUUCAUGCUCAUUAUCUUCUUCAUCAUCAGCAUCAUCAUUAUCGUUAUUGUUGUCUCUACAAUACAUGUAUGUGCCAUACAAGAGCAUUCCAACAAAAUACAAUAGUGUAGUUUUGGCAACAAUAUGCUUGCGUA
Molecule: messenger RNA, 4358 nt
Organism: Aplysia californica (California sea hare)
Lineage: Eukaryota; Metazoa; Mollusca; Gastropoda; Aplysiida; Aplysiidae
Exons: 3
Coding region: 99-3755 (1218 amino acids)
Cellular component (GO): endosome; Golgi apparatus
Molecular function (GO): serine-type endopeptidase activity; GTP binding; GTPase activity
Source: RefSeq, a predicted model, not a curated record